GCCGAAGCGCGCGGGUCCAGGUGACAAGCGAAUGGCGCGCGGCGGUUACUCUGGUUACUGCAGAAGCGCUGGCGAGGGAUGCUGGUGAGGACGCCGUAGGGAGCCGCCGCCCUCGGAGAGGAGCUCUCUGGAGACUUCCGUUCACCUGCGGGGGAAGGAAGUCGCGGACUGGAAGGCUCGGAGGCAGGUGAAUCGCGAGCUGCUGCCGAGGAGAAAGUCUCGAGGUAGGGGGCUGCGUUUCCCGGUCUUGGAGCCGCAGCCUUGAAACCAGGUCCAUCUUUGGGGGAAGAAGGCAGCCCGGCAAUUCCCCCCUUGACCGUGGGCAGCGUGGCUGGCGAUCCCGCGGGUGGAGGACUCUGACUCCACGCCUACCCGGGCAUCGCUGUCGGAAGAGGCGAGGCCGCAUUUUUCUCAGCGCCAAGAUAUUUGAUUUUUUUUUUUUGGGUCCCCGUCCUCUUCGGAAAGGACACCUGCAGCUGGUGAGAGAGAACAAUUUUACCGUACGAUGAGCCAACAUCAGGACUAAAAACAUAACCCGCAACAAACCCCAGGAAAAACCUAUCUAAAAAAAAGAAAGAGAAAUAGAUUACCCGAAAGAGGAGAGUCUAAUCGGGAGCUGUUGAAGCGGGCCAUUUGUAAACCCUGCUUUCUAAGUCCUGUAGAACUUACCCCUUCAGACACUUGUAUACUACUAACUUUGUAUGCUUUUCUAAGUUGGUCUGAUUUGCAUUGUAAUUCUGUGACGGUGUUGACUGGAGUUGGGCCGGUUCCCCGUGCUCUUUUUAGGAACACGUUUUGGGGAGAACGUCUGAUCACCGCAACCCCACCAGGAAAAUAAAAGGAUCUCACCAUCGACCGGUGCCACCAAAGGAGCCUUUGAGUCAUGUGGACUUUCCUUGGCCUCGCCACUUUCACCUAUUUUUACAAGAAGUGUGGGGACUUCAUCACUUUAGCCAACAAGGAGCUCUUGUUGUGCGUGCUGGUGUUCCUGUCGCUGGGCCUGGUGCUCUCCUACCGCUGUCGCUUCCGAAGUGGGGCCCUCCUGGGGCGCCAGCCCCAGCUCAUGGUCUUCUCGGAUAUGCUGUCAGCCUUGCCUUUCAUUGGCUUCUUCUGGGCCAAACCCCCGCCUGGAACAGAAAANGGCAAAUACGAGCACUUAGGGCCUAAACAGUGCAGAAAUGGAACCAGUAUUUCAGAAACCGCCUUACUAGGAGGAGCUACCCCUACAUCGGUAUUUUCUCAAAAUGAUCCAGAAGUUAUCAUUGUGGGAUCUGGUGUUCUUGGCUCUGCUUUGGCAACAGUGCUCUCCAGAGAUGGAAGAAAGGUGACAGUAAUUGAGAGAGAUUUACAAGAGCCUGACAGGAUAGUUGGAGAAUUUCUGCAGCCAGGUGGUUGCCGCGUCCUUAAAGACCUCGGUCUUGAAGAUACAGUGGAAGGUAUUGAUGCCCAGGUUAUCCAUGGCUACGUAAUUCAUGAGCGGGAAUGCAAAUCAGAUGUUCACAUUCCUUACCCUGUGUUAAAAGACAAUCAAGUGCAGAGUGGAAGAGCUUUCCAUCAUGGAAGGUUGAUCAUGAGUCUCCGGAAUGCAGCUAUGGCAGAGCCCAACACACAGUUUAUUGAGGGCAUUGUCCUACAGUUAUUAGAAGAAGAUGAUGCUGUGGUUGGAGUUCAGUACAGGGAUAAAGAAACCGGAGACAUCAAGGAACUCCAUGCUCCAUUGACUGUUGUUGCAGAUGGACUUUUUUCCAAGUUCAGGAAAAACCUGAUCUCCAACAAAGUUUCUGUUUCAUCUCAUUUUGUUGGCUUUCUUAUGAAGAAUGCACCGCAGUUUAAAGCAAAUCAUGCUGAACUUGUUUUAGUGAAUCCAAGUCCAGUUCUCAUCUACCAGAUUUCAUCUAAUGAAACUCGAGUCCUUGUUGACGUUCGAGGAGAAUUGCCAAGGAAUUUAAGAGAAUACAUGGCUGAAAAAAUUUACCCACAAUUACCUGAUCACUUGAAAGAACCAUUCCUAGAAGCCGUUCAGAAUUCUCGUAUGCGGUCGAUGCCUUCAAGCUUCCUUCCUCCUUCACCAGUUAGCAAACAGGGUGUCCUUCUUUUGGGAGAUGCAUAUAAUAUGAGACAUCCUCUUACUGGAGCAGGAAUGACUGUUGUUCUUAAUGAUAUAAAACUAUGGAGAAAAUUGCUGAAAGGUAUCCCUGACCUUUAUGAUGAUGAAGCUGUGUCCCAGGCCAAACAGUCAUUCUAUUGGACAAGAAAAAGGUCUCAUUCCUUCGUUGUGAAUGUCCUUGCUCAGGCUCUUUAUGAAUUAUUUUCUGCAAGAGAUGAUACCCUACUUCAACUAAGAAAAGCCUGCUUUUUAUAUUUCAAACUGGGUGGAGAAUGUAUCACGGGUCCUGUCGGGCUGCUCUCUGUACUGUCUCCUAACCCACUGACUUUGAUAGGACACUUCUUUGCUGUUGCAGUCUAUGCCAUAUAUUUUUGCUUUAAAUCGGAACCUUGGAUUACGAAACCCCGAGCCAUUGUCAGUAGUGGUGCUGUAUUAUACAAAGCGUGUUCUGUGAUAUUUCCUCUCAUUUACUCAGAAAUGAAGUACUUGGUUCAUUAAGCUUAAAGGGGAACUAUUUGUGAAUGAGUAUUUGGAACUCACCAAGUCCUAAGAAACUUUCGGAAGAGGACUUAUGCAGCAUAGUACUUUUAAAGUGGAAACUCUUGGACCAAGAUUAGGAUUCAUUUGUUUUUGAAGUUAUUUGUAUAUAAACAUGUAAAUAUAUACUUUAAUUUGCAAUUUACAAUGAAAGGUCAAAUAAGAUAGAUAUUUGAAAGAAGUGAUUGUUACCAUAAAAUAGUGCUAAUCCUGAGAACAGUUUUUCUUUUGAAUUCGGUAUUCAGGAUGAGUUAUUGUGGGACAUACAAAUAAAAUGAAGAAUGAACCUUCA
Messenger RNA from Hipposideros armiger (great roundleaf bat), 2936 nucleotides. RefSeq names its product squalene epoxidase (gene SQLE). NCBI's taxonomy places the organism in Eukaryota, Metazoa, Chordata, Mammalia, Chiroptera, Hipposideridae. The transcript is spliced from 12 exons. Gene Ontology annotation, biological process: cholesterol metabolic process; sterol biosynthetic process. Bases 884 to 2605 code for a protein of 573 amino acids. Gene Ontology annotation, molecular function: flavin adenine dinucleotide binding; squalene monooxygenase activity. Gene Ontology annotation, cellular component: membrane; endoplasmic reticulum. The record is from RefSeq and is a predicted model, not a curated record.